Messenger RNA from Trypanosoma cruzi, 516 nucleotides. RefSeq names its product mucin TcMUCII, putative. The transcript has a single exon. Bases 1 to 516 code for a protein of 171 amino acids. The record is from RefSeq and is a predicted model, not a curated record. NCBI's taxonomy places the organism in Eukaryota, Euglenozoa, Kinetoplastea, Trypanosomatida, Trypanosomatidae.
AUGAUGACGUGCCGUCUGCUGUGCGCCCUGUUGGUGCUCGCCCUGUGCUGCUGCCCGUCCGUGUGUGUGAGAGCGACUGGUGGACUGAAUAAAAAUACGGAUUUGUCGUCCCCUCAGUCACAUGUGCAAGAUCGGUCUGACGAGGAACAGGAUUCAGAGACGGAGAUCGUUGCGAAGCCGGAAGGUGAAACAAGCGUUGACGAAGGAUCAGGAAGUGAGGACCCUACCCUGCGAAAGACACAAGGGAGCUCUGUUGAGGUAAAGAAACCAGAUACGACGACGACUACCACAAAGGCACCAACCACGACAACAACGACCACUACAACACAGGCACCAACUAUGACCACCACUGCGCCAGUGGCACCAAGUACUACGACCACAGAGGCGCCAACUACGACGACCACCCUCGCACCGUCACUUCUUCGCGAAAUCGACGGCAGCCUCAGCAGCUCUGUGUGGGUGUGUGCCCCGCUGCUGCUCGCCGUAUCCGCGCUGGCGUACACCACUGUGGGCUGA